This is a messenger RNA of Stegodyphus dumicola, 2516 nucleotides long. Its product is annotated as protein SHQ1 homolog. Lineage: Eukaryota; Metazoa; Arthropoda; Arachnida; Araneae; Eresidae. Gene Ontology annotation, biological process: box H/ACA snoRNP assembly. Gene Ontology annotation, cellular component: nucleoplasm; cytoplasm. The record is from RefSeq and is a predicted model, not a curated record.
AUGCAUUUCUUUCAUUUAAUAUCUGGCAGCAUUAUUUGUAGGCCAAUGAGAGAAGACAAAAAUGUUCCUAUGAAUAACGACUAGGUCCCAUGAAUAUUCCUGUAUAAUAGGAAUAAAGGCUGAUGAGAAGUUGACACGUGAGGGGUUGCGCAAUAAAAAUUUUCCUCGUUUUUCUGACUUCAAGAUAAAAAAAAGCAGGUGAAAAUGUUAACUCCAGCAUUUAACUUAACUCAGAAUGAAGAGUUUCUGAUUGUCUCCAUUCAAGUUCCUUAUGCUAAGGCUGCUGAAGUUGAAGUACAUUUUGAAGAUGAUGAUUUCAGGUUUUACUCCAAACCGUAUUUUCUGAGGUUGAACUUACCAGGAAAAGUGGCAUAUAGUGAUGAAAAACCUGAUAUUCAGUAUGAUGUCGAAAAUAAGACUUUCAGAAUUUGUGCUCCGAAACUGAAACAUGGUGAAGUAUUUGAAGGCUUAGAUUUGGUCAAUAAAUUGCUAGCUCCAAAGAAAAAAAUGACAUUAGCGCCUAUGAUUGAAGUUAUUGAUGGAAUGAGUGCAGCUGAAAACAGCGAUGAAGAGUUUGAUUGGAGUAUUGAACAAAUUCCUGUAGAAGAAGAAUUUUCUAACUUGACCCUUUCUGGUGAACAGUGUGGUUUUGCUAAUUCUUAUUCAUGUGCAGUCUUUGCUUUGAAGGAAGAAACUUCUGAAAUUUUUGACAUAAAAGAUCCUCAUAAUAAAUCAUCAAAGACUCGUAGAGAAGAGAGACUAAAAAAGGAAUGUGAACAGUUUGAUGAAGAUCAUUAUAUAGCUGACUUAUAUGAAGAUGAAGAAAUCAAGCAAAUACUGAAAUUUCAUCCAGAAUGGGAGAAGCUUUGUGAUGAGUUUCAAAGUGAUGCAUCCAUUGUGGUAGAUGAAAAAAUUCAUUUUACAUCACUGGAAAAGGAAAGACUUCGAAGAUUACCAUGCAAGGAAUAUCUACUAGAUAAAUCACAAGCAAAAGUGGCAUUACUAGGUUUAAUUGAUAUCCUAUUUGCUUAUGCCUACAACAAGCGAACGACUGAGGGAGAAAAUACUGUUGAAUCUGGAUGGACGAUAAAUAAAAUAAGUGCUACUUUGUCAUGGGUAGAGUCAUUUAAUUCUGUGUAUGAAGUAGCUCACAGCUGUGUUCGAAGAUCACUGUGUUAUCCAUUGUAUCGACAUUUUGAACUCUCUAUUACUGUUUUAGAUGAUGUGCAGAAAAUACUUUUGCUAGGGAGGAAGUAUGUUAUUAAGUGCUUGUUAGAAAUUCAUGAAAUGUUUUGCUCCAGUGAACCUAGAUAUAUACUGAAUGAUCUUUACAUCAUCGAUUAUUGUGUGUGGAUGCAAAACAAAAGGUGUUCAACCAGAAAAUUGAUUCCACUUGCAAACGCAUUAGGAAAAGUACUUCUAACAAAAGGAGAUGUAGGUUUCAAUUUGGUUGAUAUAGAAAGUUUUGCUGCUGUUGCUUGGAUGGCUCAUGAAUGUUUAUUGAAGCCAGUUUCAAAUGUGCAUAAAAAGGAACCUAAUAAAGCUUCACUUGGAAUUGAUCAAGGUAAAAAAAGUGUUGAAAACAGUGCAGAUUCCAUUUGCAUGGGAUUAGAAAAAUUAACAUUCCAAAAAAAAUCAAACAGUGAAUCAAGUGAUUCUGCAUCAGAAAAUACAAAUUCAGCUUCCAGUGAGUUGUAUUCUGGAUAUGAAAGCUGCAGUUCCUGUACAUCAGACUCAAGUGAUAGCAGUUCCAAUACAUUUGAUUCAGAUACCUCGGAGGAAUCAAAUAGUGACUGCUUAGUAAGCUCUUCAGAUAGUGAUGACGAUACUGGAAGUUCAUCAGAUAGUGAUAACGACUCUCAUAGUUGUUUACUUGGAAAAGAAAGUAUUGGUGAAAGACUCAGAUGAGUCGGAAUUCUCAGUUGUAAAAAUUUUGCUGGAAGGAGCCAUGUUAACUGAUUUAAUUAGCUUAGAAUUUCAGCAUUAGCUUGCAUUUUACAAUAGAUUUUCUUGUGUAACUGUUUCUGAAUCAGUAUAUUCUGUAUUAAAAUGCAUUAUUAUUAUACAUUAUUAAUCUUGUGAUAUAAAUGAUUCUGCAUUUAUUUUUAUAGAAAUGGUAAAAAUCAACAACUUAAUGCAUGUGUGAUAGUACUUAUACUAAAACACUAACAUUAAAUAAAUGCACAAGAUAUUUUUGAGACUAAAAUGGUAAUCAGCUUUUUAAUCUGGAAGUAAAAAUUUCUUUAUUUAGAGUGUAUAAGCUAACUCCAUAUCUGUAUGUCAUAUAUUCCAGGUGUAAUAAUUUUGUAAAGAAAUUGUCAAAUUUCAAUCAAGGUAUUAAUUUCAUAUAACAAGAAUUUAUAUGAAAUUCUACAAUAAUGUUUAGAAUAAAUUCUACAAUUUUGAGAUGGCUUAUUUUCUGUGUUACUAAAAAAAUGUGCCUUAUAUUGUGUGUAAUGUAUUGUAAGCCUAAAGUUAUAUUUGGAAUAUAAAAGAAUAAAAAUGAAAUUUUAUUA